AUGUGUCUUUAUUGUGCUGUUGGUGAAAUUCUCGUGACACAAUCUGAAAAAAUACACCGUUUUACAUAUGAAUAUGCGUGGUAUACUAUAGAACCGAAGGCAGCAAAGAAUUUAUUGCUAAUUAUGUUUCGCUCGAGUAAACCACUUCACAUUACAGCUGGAAAAACAUUUCCUAUGACGAUGGCAACAUUGUGCAACGAGGAAUUGCAGCAACCAGUUUAUCCUAAAUCCAUAAUUACGAAUUUAGAAUAA
Molecule: messenger RNA, 252 nt
Organism: Dinoponera quadriceps
Lineage: Eukaryota; Metazoa; Arthropoda; Insecta; Hymenoptera; Formicidae
Exons: 3
Coding region: 1-252 (83 amino acids)
Biological process (GO): detection of chemical stimulus involved in sensory perception of smell; sensory perception of smell
Cellular component (GO): plasma membrane
Molecular function (GO): olfactory receptor activity; odorant binding
Source: RefSeq, a predicted model, not a curated record